This is a messenger RNA of Oenanthe melanoleuca, 7559 nucleotides long. Its product is annotated as guanine nucleotide-binding protein G(q) subunit alpha. Lineage: Eukaryota; Metazoa; Chordata; Aves; Passeriformes; Muscicapidae. The record is from RefSeq and is a predicted model, not a curated record. Gene Ontology annotation, cellular component: heterotrimeric G-protein complex. Gene Ontology annotation, biological process: phospholipase C-activating dopamine receptor signaling pathway; action potential; adenylate cyclase-modulating G protein-coupled receptor signaling pathway. Gene Ontology annotation, molecular function: GTPase activity; G-protein beta/gamma-subunit complex binding; GTPase activator activity. Bases 10 to 1089 code for a protein of 359 amino acids. The transcript has 7 exons.
UUAGGAAGAAUGACUCUGGAGUCCAUCAUGGCGUGCUGCCUGAGCGAGGAAGCCAAGGAAGCCCGGCGGAUCAACGACGAGAUCGAGCGGCAGCUGCGUCGAGACAAGCGGGACGCCCGCCGCGAGCUGAAGCUGCUGCUGCUGGGCACAGGAGAGAGUGGCAAAAGCACAUUUAUCAAGCAGAUGAGAAUCAUUCAUGGAUCAGGUUACUCUGAUGAAGACAAAAGGGGCUUUACAAAACUGGUGUACCAGAAUAUAUUUACAGCAAUGCAGGCCAUGAUCAAGGCCAUGGAUACCCUCAAAAUUCCAUACAAGUGUGAAAAUAACAAGGUUCAUGCACUAUUAGUUCGAGAAGUUGAUGUAGAGAAGGUGUCAAGUUUUGAGAACCCGUAUGUAGAUGCAAUAAGAAGCUUAUGGAAUGACCCUGGAAUUCAGGAGUGUUACGAUAGACGACGGGAAUAUCAAUUAUCAGAUUCAACUAAAUACUAUCUUAAUGACUUGGACCGCAUAGCAGAUUCCACCUAUCUGCCAACCCAACAGGAUGUGCUCAGAGUUCGAGUCCCAACAACAGGGAUCAUUGAAUAUCCAUUCGACUUACAAAGCGUCAUUUUCAGAAUGGUGGAUGUAGGAGGCCAACGAUCAGAAAGAAGAAAAUGGAUACACUGCUUUGAAAAUGUCACAUCUAUCAUGUUCCUAGUAGCUCUUAGUGAAUAUGAUCAAGUGCUUGUGGAGUCAGAUAAUGAGAAUCGAAUGGAAGAAAGCAAAGCUCUCUUUAGGACAAUUAUCACAUAUCCAUGGUUCCAGAACUCUUCAGUUAUUCUGUUCUUAAAUAAAAAAGAUCUACUAGAGGAGAAAAUUAUGUACUCCCAUCUAGUUGAUUAUUUUCCUGAGUAUGACGGACCACAGCGGGAUGCACAGGCAGCAAGAGAGUUCAUCCUGAAGAUGUUCGUAGACCUGAAUCCAGACAGUGACAAAAUUAUCUACUCUCACUUCACAUGUGCUACAGACACAGAGAACAUCCGCUUCGUCUUUGCUGCUGUCAAGGACACAAUCCUACAGUUAAACCUGAAGGAGUACAACCUGGUCUAACUGUACUGGGGGGUCCUCCCAAACCUACUUUCCGUGAUUGAAGAUACGCGAGAGGGACUGUAUUAUAAUCUGUGAAAACAAUUUGCAUAAUACUAAUUUAUUGCCGGCCUGGACUCUGUGAAUGUACACAGAGUUUGUAGUUAAUAUUAUGAUUUUAUUUAAAGUAUAUGGAGGAAAAACAAAAGAUGCUGAAGUACAUUCACAGCACAUUUCCUCAUUUUUUAGGCAAAACCUUGUGACUCAGUGUGUUUCAAAUUCUCAGUCGUACAUUUACAAAGAAUAGCAGUUUUCUGCUAUUGAAGCAAAAUUGAGCUGGUUUCCUCUUUUCCUAAACCUUUCUCCCCCUCCUUUCCUACUUCCCUUAUCUUUUAAAAGGUACAAUUGCCUUUUUUUUCUCCCAGUUGCAUUCCUGGGUGAAAUAUUUUCUGUUGAGUGAUUUGGUCAGGAAAACACUAUCAUCACAGUUUAAGUCAUCAGUCAUUCUAAUUUUACAGUAUGUACUUUCUUUGAAGGAUCAAAAAGUAUUGAUACUGUGAUUUUUAAAUUCUUUACAUGGGUGUCUUCAUUCUGUCUUCACUUCUGACACUAGAAUAUUGGGAUUUCAAAACAGAAUUACAGUUGUCUAAGGAUAAUAAAUUUUACCAUAGUUUUACAGUUAAGAAAGGUGCACAGAAGACAGUAAUGACGUAAUUAAGAGAGAAUCUGGGAUGUACAUGGAAUAUGUUAGAACCUCUAUUUAAUUGCCAUGUGCCAUUUUUUCUCUCUUCUUUUAUUCACAAAUGCCAAAUAGAAAAGUCAUAGACACUACAUUUUCCCCAGUAACUACAGCCUGAACAGUGUUUUUCUCUGUUGUGUGGGAUGUUUUUUCUUAAGUUAGAGCUUUUUUAAGUGUUCUUUUUCCACAGUAGAAAAAUUAUUUUUAUUGUACAAAAUUCAUGUUGCCAAAUCUGGCUUUUUAUAAAACCGAUGCUCUUGAAACGUAAGAUACUGAUUGAAAUGCCAGAUGGAUGGGCUGGGGACUGACCUGAUUGAAUCAACUGCCAAAUGAUUGACACACACAGUUUCAGCUCAUAUGUUCCCUUUUUUAGAAAGUGUACCAUUUUCUAAUGCCAAAACCAAUAUGUAAGUGAACAUGCUAUGAGGUGUACCAUGCACCCACAUGUAGUCUAGUAAUUCAAAGAGUUUAGAUCUGUCAUUUUGUCAGUUAUGACAUGAGUUUGUUUUCUGUAAUAAUGUCAAGGCACCUUCAGUUGUAUUACAAGAAGUUAUUGAUGAGAAAUACGUUCGGGAACCUUUUCAGAUAGAGUUGAUUGUUAAUUAUUCACAGGCAUUUGAUAGGCUUUCCUGCAAAACAGCCUUUCUCAAUGCUCCUUAGAAGAGAUUUAUAAAUGCAAAUGAAGCAGUGAGAAAAUCAUUCUAGAAACAAAUGUGCAAUUUUUUAACAACAAAAGUGCAGCACACAUUGAUGAGCCUUUAUUCUGCAGCUUAGGUUGAAAGGUGUUUUUUGACCAGGUGCAUGAUUGCUAGUGAGAAAACUCUAUAGAGUUCAGACAUGUGAUUGGGUUGAUUAUCUAUAAUGCCAACUGGCACUAGAGUGCACUUAAAACAAAAACAGCUGCCACAUAGCAGUGGAUGGGAGGUGGAAUAAAGAAUGGCUUAUUAGUUAAUUACCAAAGUUAACAAUAAAUACAAAUGAGAUGUUUUUCAUCCUUAACCCUCUCAAAUCCAAAAGAAUGAUAAUAAGAAGUUGCUAUUUUUUGCUCCCUCUUAAACACCUUGUAAUUUAAAACUGGUUGUAGGUAUAGUGCAAUUAUGAAUGCUAUAAUCAUUGUACAUACAUAUAUAUAUAUAUAUGGCAGCAUCCAUAUUGGCUUUGUAAUCAUUAAUUUUUGGCAAAUUGAAUGUGCUGUAUUGAUAUGUAUCUAUGUAAUUGUAUUGUAUGUCUUAUAGCUAAUUCACAUUUUAAAUAAUGUUAUUUUAUUUACUUUUUUAAGAGAGAAGAAUGUAAAUUUUGUCAGUUUAUUUCUGACUAGGGAUUUGUUGUUGUUUUUAUUUACAAAACAAAAUACUAUAGUGCAGAGCGGUACUAGCAUCGUGCUGUAUAAAAUCAUUUGCACAUUCCUGAGUAGAAGUAAAUUGGAAACACCAAGACAGAGAUGAUUCACGUUCAAAACAAUGCUCAGAUCUUGUCAGGGCUUUAUACAGCUGUAGAAAACAAUCCUAGAAGAACGUAUGCCAUUAUAUCUUAUAUUGGAACAUAAGCUUCAAAUAGAAAUUUAAUUUUUUAUUUGACUGAUUCACAUUAUGUUAUUUUCACUUUUCUAAUAGCUUUAUUGGAAAAGUAAAUUCAGAGAUAUUUCAAACCAUUGUACGUAAGUACUAAGGCAUAUAUGCUGUUGCCCUAAAAAUACUGUGAUAAAAUGAAAAACAUCUGAUCAGUCUUUCAGAAACUGCAGAAACCUUAGGUAUAAAAACAACAACCAAAAAGUCACUAUUGUUAAAGAUUUUAAGGAGUUAAAGUGUUUUAUUUAAUGAAACUAAAGCAGAUAUAUCUAGGUUAUAAAAAGUGACACUGACAUUCUGAAUAGGGGAUCAGAGCAGUGACUCUUUCUUACAUAGAGCUUAACAAAAUUGGUCGUGGUCAUGCUAUAAAUGCAACAGAGCUUCUGUUUUCACAGUUCCACUGUUGAUAAUAUUCCUUUUAUUAAGCUGAGAAUACACUGCCUACAUUGGAUUCAGUGCUAUAAAUGGAACUGUAGCCAAAAAUAGGAAGAAAAAAAAUUUUAAAAAUAAAAAAGAGGGGAAAAAAGAAAGAAAAAAAAAAAAAAAAAGAAAGAAAAACAGAACCAAACAAAACAUCAGACAGUGGUGUCUAACAAAAGUUGGGGGGUUUUUAAUUUUUUUUUGUUUCUUAUAGGGUAUUGGGUGGGGGAGAAGGAAAUGUGGUUCCAAGUUUUGUAUAAAACAAAACAAACGUUUACUCAUGCUUUAUAGUUAUAUUGUGAUUGCAAAAGUUUUCAAGAGUGUGUGCCACUGGGCCAUUUUUUGGUAUUUUUAGGUAAGUUGAACCUGUGGCAAUGUUUAGACCAUUUGAGCAUGUUCUGGGAAAAAAAAAUAUUCAGCAUGCCAAGGCAAGCUUUACAUGAAUCACCUAACACAGCGUUGCAGUAUGACAGUUUACAAAACAUUUUCUUUUUAAAUAACACAGCUGUUCCCACUUGUAGUAUAUUCCAUUGUGGUGGUGGUGGUGUUGCUGUUCAAAUUGGUGGUUUCUACUAUGCCUUAUAGUGCUUAAGUCCUGAAGUCUGUGCCUCUUACAUGAAGCUGAAGGCAAAAACAUCAAGGCAGAAACCCUUUUAACUUUGCCAAAAUGAUGUGUUUUCUUUGAAUGUUACAGAUGGGGAGGAGGGAAGGAAAAUGUCUUGGGAACCUGUGUAUUCUAAAUGUUCACUAGCACAAGAAAGCUGUAAUACAUGUUUUACAGAAACCUGGAACUUGCCUUUUUCACGAAUUAACUGGCACUGUCCUUACAGAUGUAGGAUGAUGCAGCUAUAAGGGCAGUUUACUUUUUAUAAUUCAGUCUCUUUUGAUUGUCAAGGUGUAUGGACUGUACUUUAUAAUCAUACUGCCACAUGAUUGUGAAUCAUUUUUUGAAGUUUGAGGUGGAGAAGAGACUUUUAAUGCUGGAUAACAGUCAGAAUUGACUGCAUGAUUUGCAAAAACUCUUUAUGGGGGAAAAGGGCUGCAUAUAGAUAUUGCUAGACUCCCAGCCUUGAGUUGUAAGGUGCAGAAGACUUUCAGAUUACUGAACCUCAUGAUCCUUUCCUUGUAAACAUUCUUCACAAAAGAAUGAAAUAUUAGGAGAAAACAAAGACAUGUUAACCCACAUGAAUAAAAUAAAAUUUAGACAUUUGUCACAUGUGCUGCUAUUCUUGGAGCUCUGUGCAUAGUUAUACUGCAGACUAUUACAUUAGUGAACUAAUGAAGUGUUCACAGCAUAUUAACAAGGCCUACACAUGACCUACCUCUAGUUAAGAGAUCAGUAAAAUAGCUAUGUUUUGGAGAGACUGAUUUGAGUAAUUUAGAAAAUUUAAGUGUCCUGGUAUUUAAUAAAUCAUGGUAUUUUAGAAAUUGACACUUUUACAAAUACAGUCUCUCUUUUGAUGUAAACCACAAAUUCUAGAAUUUAAUAGACAUUAAACAACUAAAGCCUUCCCAGCUUGUUAGUUUAGUAGAAAUCUUGCAAACCAGUAGCUUUAGUUUGAGAAGUGAAGCUACUGAUAUUUCCUCUGUUUUUCCUUCAGGUUACCUAUAGCAUUUUGAGUUCUAUCAGUCAAACAAAUUUUUCUGUCUAGUCAAUACGUUGGGGUCACAAUUUGGAUGACUGAAGAAUUUUACUGUAGUUUAUCUUGAUCUUUUUCACAUUAGUCAUGUGCAGGUAAGAAUGGAAUAGAGAUUUUUAAAACAGUGUCAAAAGAUACAUUAAGUUUAAUGUAAAUCAGUUGAAGGUUUGUUUUUUUCUGUCAAAAUACAGUUUAAGCUGAUUUCCUGUGCUGCAGGAAAUCCUUAUUUGAACAUUUAAUUUUUUUUUUUCUUUUAAGGAAGGAGUGUGAGGAGAUGCAUUUUUAAACUUAAGAGUAUUUUAAAAUAACAUUUGCUGUUAUUAAAGUGUCACUUAAAUGCAUGUAUUGUGUGUUGCUUGAGGGACAGAAAUAGUUUUUUUGGAAAACGAAUAUUGUACAGUUUCUGCCUCUCAAAAAUGUUGUUGGUUAAAAACACAGUAGUUUUGGCCACAUCUUCGUUCCUUGAAAUUUAGUUUUUCUGAAAUGUUUGGGCUUAUUGUUCUCCUAAAAUGCUUCUUAUCAUGGUAAAUGUUGAAUAGAUGUAUUACUCCAAAAUUACUUUUUAAUGAUACAUGCUCCGUCAUCAUUGUCUAAAUAUUAAAAUUUCUAGAAUAUUUUUGUUACAGCCAGACGUUCAAAACAUUUGUUACAGAGAAGGUAAUUUGACAGUAUUAUAAAUGGUUUGGGGUUUUUUUUUUGGCUUGUGUAGAAUGAAAACUCAGAAGCAUGGGAGAAAAGAAAUAAAACAUAUGCCUCAGGAAAAGAAAACUUUGCAGACAGUGAGGAAAUGUCUUAAGGAUUUUUGGAUUGCAGUACUGCUGCAAGAGUGUGUUUCUUUGAUCUUUUUGUUCACCUGAAUCAUGAUAGGAGUAACUGAAAAAGGCGUUUGUACUGCUUUUCAGGAGUUUGACUCAUACCUGGUCAACAAUCAGUGGAGCUUAGAUUAUCAUUAUUGAAGAAAUAGUAUUUCUAUUUCAGGCGAGUUGCAAAAAUUAGUUGGUUCUCUUAUUAAGUGAACAAAACAGUUGAGUAAAGAUUCCUGGAGUGCAAACAGUCUGCCUAAGCAAGGAAAAGACUGAAUGGUUCCUCAUUUUUCUUUCCAGUUGCAGAAUGUAUGGGAGAAGGAUCAGUCACUAGGGAAGGAUUUAUUUUAUGUCUGUGUCUCAGUGAAGAUAAUGUCAACAAACUACAGUGUAAGUUGUGACCUUUAGAUACGUGAAAUAGAUGUAGAAAUUGUAUCUGCGUGAUAAGUUGUGCGUACUUGUGAUUAAAACAUCAGAUACUUUGAUUGUCUCACCAAAUUACCAAGCACUUUGUAGGAUACUGUCCCGAACACCUAGGAGUUCCAGAAUAUUUAUAAACUGCCACAAAAUACACAAUUGCCAGAUCCUCAGGAGCACACUUGGUGUCAGUAUCUGAUACAAAGGCAAGAGCCCGCCUCUCACAGCUCUUUACUAGCAAAGGGAGCUACCCUCCUAAGGUUUUCAUCUGCUCUGAGCUUUCCCUUAUGUCAGCCCUGUUGCUUUGUCAAUGAAUGGGAGUGGAAAAAAAACACCUUAAUUUUGCUCUUCUUACUUAGCGGCAUUAUUGGUCUAAUUUUCAGGGGCUUCAGCCAGUUUGGCUGACUAAGGGUUCCAAGAAGUGUUAAGAUGACCAAAUGGAAGAGGUAGAAUUGUGUGGCCCAAAAGCUUAGAAAUUAGGAAAAAAGGGAGUAGCACUUUUCUCCAUGAAAACCUAGUCAUAGUGCUGUCAUUUCUAAACCCUCCAUGUUAUGCACUUUGUGGGCUAUUAGCUGUUCUGACUUGGAGAUGCUGCACUUUUCAAUUUUAAAGGCCUUGAUUGCAUACUUAUUCUGAAAAAAAAAAAAAAAAAAAAAAAAGGAAAGAAAGAAAAGAGAAAAAAAAGAAAAGAACAAGGAAAACUCUUUCUUGCUCCUCUUUAAGAAUCACAAGUUUCUGUGUAUGUGGACUAAAUGCAACAUACAGGUAGUGAGAAUGAUGGCUGAUGCCAGGAAGUCACGCUUAGUGUUAAGAACGGAAAAAUACAAGAAUUAGAUUUUUAUUCAUCUCACCAUAAAAACCCCCAAAACAAAGCCAAAAAAACCCAACAAAACAAAACAAAACAAAA